Molecule: messenger RNA, 1541 nt
Organism: Topomyia yanbarensis
Lineage: Eukaryota; Metazoa; Arthropoda; Insecta; Diptera; Culicidae
Gene: Rab3GAP1
Product: rab3 GTPase-activating protein catalytic subunit
Exons: 5
Coding region: 1-1398 (465 amino acids)
Biological process (GO): positive regulation of GTPase activity
Molecular function (GO): GTPase activator activity
Source: RefSeq, a predicted model, not a curated record
AUGGACAACGCUGCCAGUGCUUAUAAGUGGUGGAAUGGUAUGGAUCGAUCGCUGUUGUUCGGGCAAAUUGCGGCCGGCUUCCCGGACUCGAGAACAUGCCUGCUUCACCAGAAACUUCAAAUGCUCAACAUUUGCAUGGAACGCAGGAGGAUCCGCGAGGGAGGACUGCCCUUCGCAAUGACUGGCGGUGGGGCGAUGGAGUCCCGCGAGGGAAACCACGAGUCGGAGGAUGAGUUCUUCGAUUGCUCGGACGAUGAGAGAGACGAGAAUGAAUCCAAGCGGCGCCACGCAGCGUGGAACCAACCGGUGGGCCGUCUCUCGAAGCUAGGCAAAAUGCUGCUGGUCGAUUCAGAUGAACCGCUCUACAUACCGAUCACCCAGGAACCGGUACCGAAAACCGAAGACCAGCUGGAAGACGAUGCGGAGGUAAUGCUGAAACUAGGUCCCGGCAGUGAGCUGUGUACGCAGAUGAUGAGUGCCUCGCUCCUAUCGGACAUGGAGAGUUUCAAGGCAGCCAAUCCGGCUGGCAAGCUGGAGGAUUUUAUUCGCUGGUACAGUCCGAGGGAUUGGAUCGAAGAGGAUGUGGACGAGAGGGAUCCCUUCGGCAGGAAGGGACACUUGAGCUCGCGGAUGAUGAUCCCUGGCAAUACCUGGAAGACGGUUUGGGAAAAUGCUAGGCCAGUUCCGGCUAGACGUCAGCGGCGGUUGUUUGAUGAUGCUAAAGAAGCUGAGAAGGUGCUUCAUUAUAUCGAGUCGAGAACCAUCGGACAGAUCGCACAGCUAACGAUGUCAUCGCUGUUCCAUAGCUCCGUCAAAAUCUUAUCGAACGAAGCUGGAGUUGAUGGUGAGGUUAUUCCCAACUUUGCUGAAAACAUGGAAAAAAUCGUUAGUACAUGUUGCAAACUUUCGCGAGAAAAUUGGAUUACAAAUGCGCCAACUCCGCGUGGAAAUUCGUGGAAAAAGUAUGAAGCUCUACUUUCGGAUAUCACCCAACAGGAAAGCUUGAUUAUUCAAGUACGCAGCUUGAGAAAGAAGCUGUUUCCUGAAGAUGACGCUGGUACCGAAGAGCAGAACACAAUGGAUAAAGCAACAAAGGUGGAACUUUUAUCUCAACUGCUGAAAGCUUUCGAAGGCGAGCUUGACGGUGCAGCGAAAAGCAUGAUUGCGAAGCGAGUGCUGAAUAUGUUUACCGAUGCGAAGAAAGCUGCAAAUGAACAGGCGAACGAGCAAACUGUUGCGUUGUGUUUGCCUGAUCCGGUGGAAAAGCAAUUCACGAUGAGACUUGGAGGUCAAACUGUCAAUAAAGGAUUGGGAUCGCCACAGUUUAUGAGGGCAAUUUUGACUCACAACGAGUUUCGUCUUUGCGGAGCAUUCAGUCAAAAUACGACGUUUUACUGAACAGCGAAAUAUUAUUGCAUUCAAUUCCAUUUCAAUAUUUAAACAACGUGUAUUCUAAAAAUAAAAAUGUUACAGUAUAAAUUUCAAUUACGCGCAAAAUAGAAUUAGGGUUUGCAUACUUUUAAGCAAAACCCGCCAUCAAA